AUGUCGUUUGAUCUCGUUCCCAGAUCCUCCUCUCCUCCGUCGACUCGAAACCGCUCCCUGGUAUCCAAGUUUACCGAUCGCUUCAGCAACAGAACUCGGAACGUUUCUGAAUUCUAUAUACAGUUGGAUGAACCAUACAAGACAUACUUUUCUGGCGAGUUAGUGAAGGGCUGCGUGGUCUUGAAGGUCGUGAAGCCGAUCCGCAUCACUCAUCUGGUGCUUUGCCUGCAUGGCUAUGUGAGGGUCUACAAAACUACAGUUGCGCCGGGCGAUGUGUCGGAUGCGUCUGGCUUUCUUGGUCCGGGCCGUGGGAAAAGGAAUGGCGAAUACUUGGGCAACGGAUUUGCUACGCUCUUCGAGGACGAAGUUGUCCUGUGUGGAGAUGGUCGCCUAGUUGAGGGAAUAUACAAGUUCCAGUUUGAAAUGGUAUUUCCAGCUUGUCGAUUGCCCAGCAGCAUUACGUUUGAACGUGGCACCAUAUCUUAUAUGCUAACAUCCACUCUAACACGACCUACGACUAUAUCUCCAACCAUUUCCUGCGACAAACGAAUUAUGCUCCUAGAAACCAUUGACAUUGCACCGUUGCCUGUUCCCAAAGCCCGCAUUAUCUCUCUUGAACCAAUAAUAAGAAGAUCCAAGGCGCGGUCGAAGACGAAAUCCGCGUCUCGGGAGCAGAUUACGCACAGCUCGACUGUUGCUGAGCCCGUGGCCAAUGGAAUUGAAAAUAAACCGCCACUCAGUCCCGUACCCAGCGAACUGAGCAAUUCGAGCUGCAUGAGCAACAGCACGCAGAGCUUCCAAAUAAUCAGCGAACCCAAUUCCGCCAAAAGUUUGAGCCUCGCGAACGAUGACUCUCUGAGCUCGAAUACUCCCUCCGCAGAAAGGACCAUUACAGCCACAACGGAGCUGUCGCGGCCGGGGGGCGUUCCCGGUGACGUCCUGCCAGUGAAGAUCACAAUACAGCAUACGAAACCUAUCCGAAGCCCUAAUGGCAUUAUUAUCACCCUCUAUAGACAAGGGAGGAUAGAUUACCACCCUGCAAUUCCAGUGGGUUAUUCUGAAAAAGGCAUGAAGCCGGUAUUCGAAGACUAUUAUCCAAAGUCUCGUACCGGGUUGGGUGGCCUAUCCUUCGGGGCCACAAGAUCAAGUAGCGUCUUCAGGAAAGACCUGACUCAAAUCUUUGCCCCUUUGAUCGUGGACCCAGUCGCCCUGACGGCGACCGUAAAAACGUCUAUCAGGAUCCCAGAGGAUACUUUCCCAACUAUAACGCAUGUGCCUGGUGGCAUGAUUAGUUUCCGAUACUAUCUCGAAGUGGUAAUGGACUUGCGUGGGAAGUUAGCGAGCCAAGACCGUUUUAUUCCGCGUUUGAAUAUGGUGACGGGCUCAAGCAGCUAUAACUAUAGCCCAAAUGGCCAAAUACUAACUCUGUCGGAAAAAGGGCGUAACCCGGUGUCUCCUUGUGGAAACAAUAUACUUGACACGGAUACAGUACGACGAGAAAAGAGUGUGGUUGCCUGCGUUUUCGAAGUUGUGAUAGGUACGAAGGAUUCCGGCAAAGGCCACCACCCGCAAACAUCGGAAGCGAACCCCGUUGUGGACUCCCAUCCCCUUACCCCUCAAGUUGCCCAACCUGAUACCGUUACUGAAAUUGAUCACCAUCACCCUUAUGCACACCGAUAUGAUGAGCACGAUUAUACUUAUGAAAACGGUUACGACCACAACGAAGUAAGCUUGUGGCAAGGUCAUCCACAAGAUAGCUUCUCUCCAUAUCCUCCUCCUCAAUUCAUCCCUCCUGCGCUUCCCCAAGAAGCGGUUGAUGAGAAAACCCAACUACGGAGAGCCGAGGAAACUCUUCUCCCCAGCAGUCCAGCGGAUGACGACGGUGUGGAAAAUGAACCGUCCGCGGCAACCACAGCCUUUGCUCCAUCUGCCCCUACUUUUUUUGAAGUAGACAAUAGUUAUAGAAUCCCUACCAGCCGCUCCGCAUCGCAAUAUCCUGACUGCGUCUCUCCAGCCUCGGCCCCAUCAAUAAAUACCAUAACGCCUAGCCCUCGACCCAAUGUAGAUAUGGGCAUUCCUUCCCCUAAGACUCCCCAGGAUGAUAAACAAGAGCUCGAAAGGCAACGCCUUCUCGCCCAAGCUAGUGCGCCAGAUCUUGAACGAAGCCAUUCAACAGCCGGAAACGUUGCAUCCGGUCCCUCAAUUGGCGAAGAAGAUCGGCCUGCGCCAUCGGCACCGAUGCUCACUGAGGAAGAUUUGGCACAGCCACUGGCAUCUCCAGAGCUACUACCCAGGUAUCAACGAUGA
Molecule: messenger RNA, 2307 nt
Organism: Histoplasma mississippiense
Lineage: Eukaryota; Fungi; Ascomycota; Eurotiomycetes; Onygenales; Ajellomycetaceae
Exons: 2
Coding region: 1-2307 (768 amino acids)
Biological process (GO): ubiquitin-dependent endocytosis
Cellular component (GO): plasma membrane; cytosol; cytoplasm
Molecular function (GO): ubiquitin protein ligase binding; protein-macromolecule adaptor activity
Source: RefSeq, a predicted model, not a curated record